AUGUACUUAAUGCGCAUUGCGCCGCACUUGUUCCGACGUUUUGUGUCACCUCCAUUACCCCGCCAAUUUGCUGGACUGUCCGCUUCCAAACGUGUAAACACCUUCGCUUCAUAUUCUCGUCUUAACGCUAUGGACGACAGCGUCAAGCAACACUAUCUGGCUGAUUCGCCUCCUACGGUAGUCAGGUUGGAAAUCAAGACUCACUUUGACACUCUCAAAGACCAAAACCUCCGAAAAUAUGCACACUUCAUGAGCAGAGCUGCGUUCGAGGGCACCCGUGUGACUCUACGCCAAGUCUCCCCCGAAUCCGAGCCCAUCUACGACCUGAUUCUUUCCCUUUAUCACGCUUCCAAUGGCGACUGGAACGACCUCGCCCAGAAGACACAUGUUAGCACCGAAGACCUCCGCUUCUUCCUCGAAUAUGCGGGUCAAUUCCUGGGCAAUUGUGGAAACUACAAGGGCUUCGGUGACUCGAAGUUCAUUCCUCGACUCUCGCCAUCCGCAUUCGAAGCCCUAGCCUCUGCUACCACGGAGACAAAGGCAGCUUUCCAGAAGGCUAACGCCGCUGGAGGCGGUAUAUACGAAACAAGCGAGCAGUCCAUGAUGCACCUCGGAUAUCCCAAGAGCGGUCACAUGACCGCCUACUACCCCGAUUCGCCCACGAUUUCGCAGGAAGAAAUCACGGCAGUCGGUGAUUUGAUGGAGAAGAAGGGACUCGCUCUGGAGAACACCAGAAUCCGGAAGACAUCCUCCGGUGACUUUGAGCUUUUGAUCGCGUCUGGCGUUUCGUCUCCACCCGCCAGGGACCGCGACCUUGGCGACGCGGACACUUUUGAGCUUGAGGGUGACUUGAAGGGAAAGACCCUGCGUCUUGUCUUCGGUGACCACCAGGAGGAAAUGGCUAAAAUUGCCCAUUCUAUCAAGCAGGCUAAACUUGUUGCUGCGAAUGACAAGCAGAAGCGUAUGCUGGAUGCCUAUGCUCUUUCGUUCGGUGCUGGCUCCAUCGAGGCUUUCAAGGAGAGCCAGCGCAUUUGGGUGCAGGACCAGAAGCCUGUCCUUGAGACGAACAUCGGAUUUGUUGAAACCUACAGAGACCCCCAUGGUGUGCGAGGAGAGUGGGAGGGCUUUGUUGCCUUGGUUAACCUUGAGCGUACUCGUGCCUUUGGUACGCUGGUGGAUUCUGCCGAGAGCAUGAUUCCCAAGCUGCCCUGGGGUAGGGACUUUGAGAAGGAUAAGUUCCUCAGCCCUGACUUCACAUCAUUGGAGGUGUUGAGCUUUGCCUGCUCAGGUCUACCAGCUGGUAUUAAUCUGCCCAACUAUGAUGAUAUUCGCCAAAACUUGGGCUUUAAGAACGUGUCUCUGGGCAAUGUCUUGAGUGCCAAGGCUCCUAAUGAGGCCAUUCCCUUCAUUGCGGAAAGGGACCAAGAGGUAUACCGUGGAUUCCGUGACCCGGCCUUUGAGGUCCAAGUUGGCAUUCACGAGCUUUUGGGUCACGGAACUGGUAAACUGUUACAGGAAACAGCCCCAGGAGAGUAUAACUUUGACAUCAAGAACCCGCCUAUCAGCCCUGUCACCAACAAGCCUGUAUCCACCUGGUACAAGCCAGGACAAACAUGGAGCUCUGUCUUUGGUUCCAUUGCUUCAUCAUAUGAAGAGUGCCGCGCUGAGUGUGUUGCAAUGGUGCUAGGCUGUGACUUUGGUAUUUUGAAGAUCUUCGGUUUCGGUGAUGGCAAGGAAAACCUGGCUGGUGAAGCGGGAGACGUUCUAUUCGCGGCCUACUUGUCCAUGGCUCGCGCCGGUCUGGUCGCCCUCGAGUUCUGGGAUCCCAAGACCCAGAAGUGGGGCCAAGCUCAUAUGCAGGCUCGUUACAGUAUUCUGCGUACCUUCCUUGAUGCCGGUGACGACUUCGUCAAGCUGUCAUACAGCAAGGAGGAUCUGUCUGAUCUCGAGAUUCAUCUUGACCGGUCGAAGAUUCUAACCCAUGGCCGCCCCGCCGUGGAGAAAUAUCUUCAGAAGCUGCAUGUCUACAAGAGCACUGCGGAUGUUGAAGCUGGCAAGGGAUUAUAUGAUGAUAUCACUUCUGUUGACAGUUGGUGGGGAACCACUGUACGUGAGGUUGUUUUGAAGAACAAGGUUCCUCGCAAGAUCUUUGUACAGGCCAACACCAUCCUUGAGGGUGACCAAGUCAGUUUGAAGGAGUAUGAACCGACUCUUGAGGGUUUGAUUCAGAGCUUUGCUGAGCGUAAGGUCUGA
Messenger RNA from Penicillium soppii, 2253 nucleotides. Its product is annotated as dipeptidyl-peptidase III. Gene Ontology annotation, biological process: proteolysis. The coding region runs from base 1 to 2253 and encodes 750 amino acids. The record is from RefSeq and is a predicted model, not a curated record. Gene Ontology annotation, cellular component: cytoplasm. Lineage: Eukaryota; Fungi; Ascomycota; Eurotiomycetes; Eurotiales; Aspergillaceae. Gene Ontology annotation, molecular function: metalloexopeptidase activity; dipeptidyl-peptidase activity. The transcript is spliced from 3 exons.